Messenger RNA from Plectropomus leopardus (leopard coralgrouper), 4631 nucleotides. It is a transcript of the gene hook1, whose product is annotated as hook microtubule-tethering protein 1. Gene Ontology annotation, cellular component: centrosome; cytoplasm. Gene Ontology annotation, biological process: cytoskeleton-dependent intracellular transport; cytoplasmic microtubule organization. The record is from RefSeq and is a predicted model, not a curated record. Lineage: Eukaryota; Metazoa; Chordata; Actinopteri; Perciformes; Serranidae. Gene Ontology annotation, molecular function: microtubule binding; dynein light intermediate chain binding.
UACCUCUUGGCAGCAGGUGAGGUCAAAUGCAGAGGAAAGGAGCGGAAGAGCUUUGCUGACAGGUGGAGGAAAAUAAGCGAAAAAAGGAACAAAUGGACGAGAGUAAAACUGCGCUGACAGAGAGCCUCGUAAUAUGGCUGCAGACCUUCAACACUCCUGCUCCCUGCAGAACAGUAGAGGAGCUGACCACUGGAGCGGCAAUAUCUCAGGCAUUAAAUCAAAUAGACCCAGCGUGGUUCACUGAUGGAUGGCUCGUUCGAAUCAAAACAGAUGUUGAGGAGAACUGGAGACUGAAGAUGAACAACUUGAAGAAGAUCCUUCAGAUGGUGGUUGAUUAUUAUAAUGAGGUCUUAGCCCAGGAAAUCUCAGAUUUCCCCCUGCCAGAUCUGGCCCUGGUGGCGGAGCAUUCAGACCCCAUGGAGCUGGGGAGGCUCCUGCAGCUCGUGUUGGGCUGUGCUGUCAGAUGUGAGCGUAAACAAGAAUACAUUCAGAUCAUCAUGACCUUGGAGGAGUCGGUGCAGCAUGUUGUUAUGACAGCCAUCCAGGAGCUCAUGAGUAAAGAGAUCAUGGCCCCGUUUGGAGCAGAGCUGUCAGGGGACUUGGAACAGCAGCUGAAAAAAGCCCUUGAGGAACUCUCUGAGCUUCUAGCAGAGAAGGAAGCGUUAGCCCAACGCUGCCAAGAGCUGGACAUACAGGUGGCUGUUCUUCAAGAGGAACGGAACAGCUUAUUGGCUGAGAAUGAUGUCCUAACAGAUCGAACCAAUCAGCUGGACACAUUCGACGACCCAAGCACCCCCUCAGGAAGAAAGCACAGUCAGCUGCAGCAACAGUUGGAGGCGCUGCAGGAGGAGAACUUCAGGCUGGAGGCUGCCAAGGAUGACUACCGGAUCCACUGUGAAGAGCUGGAGAAGCAGCUGAUUGAGGUUCAGCACCGUAAUGACGAGCUCACCAGCCUAGCAGAAGAAUCUCGAGCCCUCAAAGACGAACUGGACGUUCUGAGGAACUGCUCAGAUCGAGUGGUGAUGCUGGAGGCCUCAGUGGACACAUACAAACGCAAACUGGAGAAUCUCGGUGACCUGAAGAGGCAGAUGAAGCUGCUGGAGGAGAAUAACAUGACCUACAUGCACAACACUGUCAGCUUGGAAGAAGAGCUGCGCAAGGCCAAUGCUGCCCGGGCACAGCUCGAGACCUAUAAGAGACAGGUCCAGGAGUUGCACAGGAAGCUGUCGGAGGAGUCAAGGCGAGCAGACAACCUGGCCUAUGAGAUGAAGAAGUUAGAGGAAAAACAUGAAACUGUGAUGAAGGAGAAAGAGAGGAUCAUCAUUGAGAGAGAUUCUCUAAAGGAGAUCAAUGAGGAGCUGCGAUGCACUCAGGCUCAACAGCACCAGCUCUCUCAAGCAGGGAUGCUUCCUUCUAGCAGCCCCAGUCAUGAAAACCUGGCAGCUGAAUUAAUACCUAUUGAGUACAGAGAGAAGUUCAUCAGGCUGCAGCAUGAGAACAAGAUGCUGAGAGUGCAGCAGGAGGAGUGUGAGAGGGAGAAGAUCGCUGCGCUGCAGGACCAGCUGGAGGAAGCACAUAAGACACGCAGUGAACUGGAUACUGAGAACAGGUUGAGCAGAGAGCGGAUCAGUGAGCUGCAGCAGCAGGUGGAGGACCUCCAGAGGGCUCUGCAGAGUCAGGCAGCCAAACCUGAUGAUUCAAACCUGAAGCGGAAACUUGAUGCACACAUGGUCCAGCUGAAUGAGGCUCAAGACGAAAUCAUGAAGAAGAAAGAGCUGCUGGAGGACCUUCAGCCCGACAACACUCAAACCACCCUGAAGCUGGAUGAGCUGAUGGCUGCUCUGAAGAAGAAGGACGAUGACAUGAGGGCCAUGGAAGAGAGGUACAAAAUGUACCUGGAGAAAGCUCGUAACGUUAUCCGAGCGCUGGAUCCUAAACUAAAUCCAGCCACCGCUGAGAUUCAGGCUCUGAGGAACCAGUUAGCAGAUCGGGACAAGCAGAUUCUCAACCUGGAACGUCUAUGUGAGCAGGCCAAACUGAGAGAGUAUGAGGAGAAGCUGAUUGUCACUGCCUGGUAUAACAAGAGUCUGAACUUUCAGAAGCUUGCGAUUGAAUCACGUCUCGGUGGCUGCACCUCCUCCGUGCUCUCCCCCGGCCAGUCCUUCUUGUCCCAACAGCGACAAGUCUCAAACGCCCCACGCCGGGCGCUUUCCAUCAGCGUGCCUGCCACUACCUCCAAGUAGACCUCGACGUAGAGCCAAAUGUCUCACCUUUAUUCAGUUAAGGGAAGAAUACUCUCCCUCCCACCAGUGAGCACUCAAGUGACCUUAAACACAUCUGCUCUCAGUGCUUGGGAGGGGUCACGGCGAAGAGCACUGAGCACUCAUCAAACACAACCUUAUAGGUCACAUACCUGACGUUACAGCAUACUGUCCCAUAAUACACUAGCUACAGGCCGACCUUUCAUAGAACAGGAAGACACAACCUGCUUUCACCUCACUAGUUAAAGUAGCGCACAUUGUCCCAACCUGUAGAGCUUAUUUUCCCUCCUGCUCUGUGUGUUUGCUUUGCCAACUGCAGACUCGGCUGAACACUCGCUGUAAUCGAUUUAGCCUUCACUCUUAUAUCCUGUCAUGCUGCGUACUUGAACAGGCUUGAAAGAAAUGUAAAUAAUGCUUGACUAUCUUAUUCAGAAUUGGAGCCCGAAAUAUUUAUGAAUGUGAUUUUUAAAAAGGGGUUACUUGAACUAAAGCCAACUAAUUUCAGAUGAUUGUUUAUGUAUAGGAAACUGUACCAUCAUACUAUGCAGUUAAAGGAAUACUUCACCCACUAAAUGAUCAUUUGUGUAUCAGUUGCUCACCUUGAGUUAUGCUGAAUUUCAGAAGAAAAAAAAAGUUUUUCUCACAUGCCUCCAUGUUGAACAAGAAUCCAAAAGCAUAAAAAAAUCUUGAUGACUUGGAGUAAAAGGUGGGCUGCAUUUAACAGCAUCAAAACGGUAUCAAAACAUGCGUUUACAAACUCACACACAACUGCAGUAUAAUUCAGCUGUAUGCCUAGUACUUCCAAGACAUGCGUUUCUGCUAAAACCUUACUAUUUAAAUAAUUUCCGCAUACAAGUAACAUGCCUGGGCAAGGACGAGCAUUGGCACUGUGCUUGUGUGCCAUUGAGCAGAGUUCAAACACACAGGCUUGCCCAGGCGUGCUACUCAUCUGUGUGUCAGUAUCAGUUUGUUUACAUGCACAGUUUUAGUCAAGCUUCUAAUAUAACUCUAUUAGGCAGUUUCAUUUGACUGCUGUCCUUGUCCCAAUAUACAAACUUUUGGGGAGAAUUUAUUUAUUGAUGGAAGUAUGUCCAAAACUCUGCCGCGGUAGGUGGCAUUAUGCCCCCUUUCAGCUUGAAGGUGUUGGACCUUCUUGAGGUUGACCUCUUAUGUCACAUAUGAAACAAGUUAGCAAGCGUCUUGUUUUGUUUUCUUUCCUUCUUCUUCUUUUGUUUUCCCCAGGUUUCUUCUAUGAAUUUAUGUGGUUCGUAUUCUGGGUCAAAGUCCGGUGUGCUGACUAUGUAGCAUGCGGUUGAUACUCAUGACCCCUUGUCAUGAGUAUCAGUAUUUUUUUUCAUUAAUUCAGCAUAACAUGAGGUGAGUAAUUAAUACACAAAAGAUCAUUUUGUGGGUGAAGUAUUCCUCGAAGGAUUUAAUCAGCAGACUGACUAAAAGACAGAUGUGCUUCAGAUGUCUUUGAGAAAUUGAUCGCUAUAUUUGGUGCUGGCCACCAACUCCUUUUAAGCAUCAAACAUCAGUCAGUCAGUUUACUUAACUGGAACAAGCCCAUCUUGUAAAGCUGUGAAGAUCCUAUCAAUCAUAAAGUGAUCAACCUCUGAGGUGCUGCAAUGACAAAUCCUACACAAGAAAUCCAGGACAAGUGUAUUUACUGUGUAUUUUCUAUACUCCUAAAGUGUGAUUUGACCUCCUUACUGGCAGCAUGCUCUAAAUGAAAACUGGCAGGCCUUUCUAUUCACUGAAGCUCUUGACAGAAAUCAAGUCACUGAAGUUGUAAAGCUGUAAUGUAAACAUGAUUUUAACACCAGCUUCUGAUCCGAAUGUCAGAUCCAGGUUAAGCUUUCAUACUGUAUCUGCAAAUUGUAACUUGAGAAUUUUAAUUGUAGUAGAUAUUGUAUUUAAUCAAAUACGUUUUCAGGCUGUUAGUGUCAGAGUGAAGAGCGCUGUAGAGAAGCCGCUGUUUUUUUUGAUAUUGUGGGUUAUUGGCUGUCCAUCCUUCUUGAAGUUAAACUGCACUCGUUUCACAACAUGAAAUGGCUGUUGAUUGUCACUCUGUAUGUUUGCAGUAACACUAAAGAGACGUUCUGUUAUGGUGAUUUUGACAUUUGUGAUCUAUAGUGUUAGUCAAAGCGCUUUUAAUUCCUUUGCAGUGGAUGAUUCUCGUAGAUUGCUUAUUUAAAAUCUGUCAUUUAUACGAAAUGAAGAUGUACAAUCACACGUAGCACAGCACAGAGUGUUAUGUCUGUGUGUUAAUGAAGAAAAGUGGAUGAAGGCAUUAUACAUUUUCAGGAAUUUAAUGAGUAAAUUUAAAGCCUUGGGUUUUCUUGUGAAUAAAUAAAUUCUUUUUGUAAA